CCGGACAACUCGGCAAAAAAUUUAUGGUCUUUCCCGGUGUACCUUAUCCUUAAUGAAAGAAGGUCUGGCAUCACAGAGACCCUUCGGCGCAGCUCUUUUGGCCAUCAUUCAAAGACUGGUACCGCUCUUCUUCUCUGCCACUCUUGCCUUCCAAGCCAGCCCCAGGAAGAUAUCAUUAUCGAUAGUUAUCAGCCCUCUUUGGUUGUUUGGUUGUAACAAAGCUAUUAGAAAAGAAAUAUAACAAUGGCGGAAUCAAUGCUCACUGGCUGUGCCGACAAUUGUGGCUGGGCAGCGGCUAUCCUGUGCGUCCUGGCGUUUGGUUCCUUCGGUGUACCAGUCAAGACAUCUGUCAAGGUCGAAGUGGAUCCGUUCAUCUUGCAAUCUUACAAAACUAUGGUCUGUUUUGUGACCAGUUUCCUAGUGAUAUUCCUCGGCGAAGAAAUAAGAUGGUCAAAUUGGGGCUUGGCUUCUGGAAUAUUCUGGGUACCAGGGGCAUGUGCUGGAAUUUAUGGUAUCCGCAAUGCUGGCAUGGCCAUUGCAGUGGGUACAUGGUCUUCCAUUAUCGUUUUGACCAGUUUUAUCUUUGGCAUUGUCGUGUUUCAAGAAAAAGUCAAGAACUUUUACUACACAUGCUACUCAUUCUUAAUUCUGAUCGUUGGACUCGUUGGAAUGGCCAAGUAUGCGGCAGCACCGGAUGAUUCUGAACCCAAGAAACUGGUACAAUCGCCAAGACCCACUGCACCCACAAAGUCAGAAGAAUACUCGUCACCAAAGCCCAAAACACCCGUGGAGAAAGGUGUGUCCAAUCUACAGCCCAUGGAGAUCGAACCCCUGUUAGAAGAAGGGAAGAAUCCAGAUCAAUCAACUAAUGGUGACUUUGCUGAGAUGGAUGAUGAUUCCAGCGCCAAAUUGACUGGAAGCAAAGAUCGCAUCAUUUUUUGGGGUGGCAGAAUGGCCCUGACACGACAUCAGACGGGUGUAAUUGGCGCCGUCAUCAAUGGUGCUUGGGGUGGUCUCAACCUUAUUCCGCUUCACUAUGCACGGCGAGACCAUGGUCUGUCUGGUGCCGCAUUCUUGGUCAGCUUUGCCACUGGAUCGUUGGUGGUCAAUACUGUUCUCUGGAUUCUAUUGAUUGGAUAUCAGUGGCACCAAAAGAAAGGAAACUGGGAGGAAGUGAAACAAGCGCUCCCAAAGUUUUAUUUUGAGCAUUUGUGGAAGGCUGGCUUGGCGGCAGGGUUGCUUUAUAGCCUUGGAAAUUUUAGUGCAAUGUUGGCGGUGGAAUACCUUGGUCAAGGAGUUGGCUUUAGUUUUUGUCAGUUGCAACUGUUGGUGAGUGGCUUGUGGGGAGUAUUCUACUUCAAAGAGAUUCGUGGUCAAGAGAGGAUAGCAAAGUGGUUCAUGUCAGCCGCGGUGGCGGUGCUUGGAAUCAUAUGUUUAUCCUAUCAACAUGAGGGCGGCAGCGUCCACAGGAGGCUACUGGAUAUGGUCAUGGAACAACCGCAGCUACUAUGGUAGCCGCUUCCAAGGCUAUGGCUAGGCUAAGGAGAUUUGCUCUGUUGUAUUGUGCCUACAGUGUUGGCCAGCAACAACAUUCCCUGUAUGGUGCCAUACAAAAAGCCACCUCGAUGCAGCAGCUAAUGCUUGUUGUCAGGAAAAUGGGACAUACUCCCCGCUACUAUGAAUCGAAUCAUAGACACAACGAGAUCGUUCAGAUACAGAUAGCUUCGGUUGUCUUUUGGUCGAUUGAAUGGUUUAGGACAUAAAGUGAAGUGGCGUUGCUGCCGCAUUACUGAAUAGAUAAUCAUGAUAAGAUGCCUUGCUUCUAGCUAGCUAGCUAGUAGCUGAAGGGAAUCUUAGCUUGCCGUCAUUGGAGCUAGCUGGCUACUAGUAGAGUAGCUGAUUGAAAAGACCAUAGAGCUUUUCGUC
Seminavis robusta is the source of this 1926-nucleotide messenger RNA. Lineage: Eukaryota; Bacillariophyta; Bacillariophyceae; Naviculales; Naviculaceae. The record is from the annotation of a GenBank genome assembly.